Molecule: messenger RNA, 1830 nt
Organism: Labeo rohita (rohu)
Lineage: Eukaryota; Metazoa; Chordata; Actinopteri; Cypriniformes; Cyprinidae
Gene: gipc1
Product: GIPC PDZ domain containing family, member 1
Exons: 7
Coding region: 340-1347 (335 amino acids)
Molecular function (GO): protein binding
Source: RefSeq, a predicted model, not a curated record
GUUCGGCGUCUCAGUAGAGGAAGAGCUGCAGGUUGUGUUGAGUGAUGUGGUAUCCGCCUUUCUCUCACAUUCCAGAACAUACUCCCUGAACUCCCGCUUUAACGCUCCUCAACAAGCAUCUUUUAUAAUGACUACAUUAUAAACCCGACGUCACAGCGGUUCAUGGUUUCCUCCCUGUCAGUGUAAGUUUGGUCUGGAGAUUUCCCUUGAAUGGGUUGAACGCAAGACACUUUCUACUUUGAUUUGUGCACACAAACAACAUUAUUAAAGGUGCUGCACAGACCCCGUUUGUAUUAAAACAUUGUGCCUGUACAGUAAACGAAGACAGCAGCACCUAAAAUGCCACUUGGAUUGGGGCGCAGAAAGAAGGCGUCUCCACUGGUGGAGAACGAGGAGGCCGAGCCCAUCCGGGCUGGACUGAACGUCCCAGGGUUGGAUGGCCUGGAUGGUGGCAGGGUCAGCCUGGGAGAAGGAGCUGCCCGUGAGGGCUUACCACCUCCGCCCACCAGCUUGCGACCCCGCCUGAUCUUCCACACCCAGCUGGCUCACGGCAGCCCCACAGGUCGUAUCGAGGGCUUCAGCAAUGUGCGUGAGCUCUAUGCUAAGAUAGGAGAGGCAUUUGGGAUUCCUCCAACAGAGGUGAUGUUUUGCACACUGAAUACUCACAAAGUGGAUAUGGACAAACUUUUGGGUGGCCAGAUCGGACUGGAGGAUUUUAUAUUUGCUCACGUGAAGGGCCAGAAGAAAGAAGUGGAGGUCUUUAAAGGAGAGGAUGCACUGGGGCUCACCAUCACUGAUAAUGGAGCUGGCUAUGCUUUCAUUAAGAGAAUAAGAGAAGGCAGUAUUAUUCAUCAGAUCCAGGUCAUCAACGUUGGCGACAUGAUUGAGUCGAUCAACGGGCAGAUACUGAUUGGCUGCCGCCAUUAUGAGGUUGCCAAGAUGCUGAAGGAACUGCCCAAAGGGAAAACCUUUGUCCUGAAGCUGGUGGAACCUUUAAAGGCAUUUGACAUGAUCAGUCAGCGGUCGGGAAGCAGGUCGGGCUCUGCACAGUUAGGAACGGGCAGAGGGACUCUGCGCCUGAGGUCUAAAGGACCGGCCACCGUAGAAGAACUGCCGUCAGCAUUUGAAGAAAAAGCUAUUGAGAAAGUUGAUGAUCUGUUGGAGAGCUACAUGGGCAUUAGAGACAGUGAACUUGCUGCCACGAUGGUGGAGCUCGGCAAGGACAAAAAGAACCCAGAUGAGUUUGCCGAAGCGUUGGACGAGACUCUGGGUGAUUUUGCGUUUCCGGAUGAGUUUGUGUUUGAUGUGUGGGGUGCCAUAGGUGAUGCAAAGGUUGGUCGUGUGUAGUUCUAGAAAUGGCUAAAACUGGUAAUUCUAGAAAACACUGCUUUAGGAACACUAUUGAGUUUUAUUUUCAUUGAUUUUGGGAGCAUACAUUGGAAUGCUUUUAAGAACGCUGGAAACACUUGUAUGUAGGCCUCUAACUCCACUUUUUUUUUUUUAAAGAUGCAAAUGUUAUCAAGACACUACAUCAAAUGCAUUUUAAAAUUGUAUUCAGAUUUGACUAGGUUGAGCCUAAUCACUUAUAUGAAAUGUCUUAUGUAGUAGGAUAUUAAGCAAAAGAUGCUGAGACUCAUUGAAUUUGCAAGGUAUUUACUCCAGGGCCCAUGUUUGGCACCCCUGUGAGAUUACUCUGUUACAUACUGUGACUUUCACUUGCACUGUGUUGCCCGACGCUGUAUAAAUUGCACAGAACACACAGUGCAGAGAUCGUGGCAAUGCUGGUUUGCACUGUAGUGACCUCUGCGGUGUGGAUCUCACCCGUCCCAU